This is a messenger RNA of Solea solea (common sole), 3469 nucleotides long. RefSeq lists its product as uncharacterized. Gene Ontology annotation, biological process: extracellular matrix organization; proteolysis; collagen catabolic process. The transcript is spliced from 21 exons. The record is from RefSeq and is a predicted model, not a curated record. Bases 34 to 3195 code for a protein of 1053 amino acids. Gene Ontology annotation, cellular component: extracellular matrix. Lineage: Eukaryota; Metazoa; Chordata; Actinopteri; Pleuronectiformes; Soleidae. Gene Ontology annotation, molecular function: metalloendopeptidase activity; zinc ion binding.
CUGUGUGCAGUGCAGACACGCAACAAAGGAAGGAUGAGGUCCUCCAGUCUGUGUGUUCUCCUGAGCCUCGCAUUGGCAGCUCACUGUGACCCACAGUCAGAGACGACCGUGCAAGAUGAAAACUUUGCAGAGAGCUAUUUGAAGAAUUUCUUCAAUCUGACAGAGGAAAGAGGUACAGCAUCCAGACGAGGGAUCAGCCCUGUGAGCAAGAAGCUCUCUGAGAUGCAGAGAUUCUAUGGUCUUCAGAUCACUGGGACACUGGACACUGACACCAUUGCCAUGAUGAAGAAGCCCCGCUGUGGCGUUCCAGAUGGCAACAUCGCCCGUUUCUCCACGUUUGGAGGAAACCUCAAGUGGGAGAAGAACAGCCUUACCUACAGGAUUGAGAACUACACGCCUGACAUGUCCAGGUCAGAGGUGGACGACUCCAUCGACAAAGCGCUGCAGGUCUGGGCCAGAGUUACUCCACUGAGGUUCACACGCCUCUACAGUGGCACCGCUGACAUCAUGAUCUCCUUCGGGAGCCAGUCACAUGGAGAUUAUUACCCCUUCGACGGCCGUGACGGCACUCUGGCUCAUGCCUUCGCUCCAUCUAAUGGCAUCGGAGGAGAUGCUCAUUUUGACGAGGAUGAAGACUUCACCUUCCGCUCCAACAGAGGAUACGUCCUCUUCAUGGUUGCAGCCCAUGAAUUCGGUCAUUCCCUGGGCUUGUCUCACUCUGAUGACCCCGGUGCUCUCAUGUAUCCCACGUACACAUACAGAAACCCUGAGACCUUUGUUCUGCCCCGGGACGAUGUCAACGGCAUCCAGUCUCUCUAUGGUCCAAACACUGAGAAGGAUCCGUCUGUAGCUGAACCUCCACCUCCCACCACCCCUGACGCCUGUGACUCAACCAUGGUGUUGGAUGCUGUCACCACCCUGCGAGGAGAGAUGUUCUUUUUCAAAGACAGUUUUUUCUGGCGCAGCUAUCCACAGAGCAACACGCCUCAGCAAAGCCUCAUCACCAGCUUCUGGCCCAGUGCUCCGGUCAAUAUUGACGCUGUUUUCGAGAGCAGGCAGUCGGACCGAAUCUUUUUCUUUAAAGGUCAGAAAGUGUAUGCCUUCAGCGGCUACAGACCAGAGCGGGGCUAUCCAAAAAAACUGACCAGAUUUGGUUUUCCGAGAAACGUGAGGAAAAUCGAUGCUGCCCUCUAUGACGUACACUCAGGCAAAACUCUGUUCUUUGUGGACAACAAUUACUACAGUUAUGAUAAUGCCAGACAAUCUAUGGACCAGGGAUUCCCCAAACGUAUCGAUCAGACCUUUUCUGGACUCAACAAGGUGACUGCAGCUUUCCAGUACCGAGGCUUCACUUACCUCUACAGUGGACCCUAUAUGUUUGAGUAUGACCUGAAGUCUGGAAGGUUGUAUCGUGUGUUGAGGAACAGCUACUUCCUACGUUGCUGUACCAUCAUCACCUUUGGCAGGUUGGUCUUCUUCGGCAGCCGCGGGACGUACGCCCUCUGCUGGGCUUUUUUUGAUGAGGUCAGAGGUCAGGAUGGAAGGCGGAAAGACUCCACAGUGGACCGCGGAGUCACAGAGGGUCAAUCUGAUGCUCAUUCUGUGGUCAUGAACAAUUUAAACAUUCAGGCAGAGCGUACACAGAGAGAGAAGCGUGAAGAAGCUGCAGUUGGUGUCUUCUCUGCGGUGGAAGAAGGCGUCAUGGAAGGAGCACUGGCUGUUCGAACGGUGAUGAUAGUGGUGGUUGCAGCAUUUUGUGGAGCUGUGCCCACCACUGCACCCAGCCAAGAAGAGCUCGCUAAAGCCCAGGAAUAUCUGUCUCAGUUUUUCUCUGAUGUGGGUGUCACUGCACCCAAAACUGUGCGGCGCAGCUCCCUCGACUCCUUUGACGACACUCUGAGAAGAAUGCAAAAGUUUUUUGGCCUGGACGUGACAGGGCACUUGGACUCCGGCACAAUGAAAGUGAUGUCUCAGCCCCGCUGCGGUUUCACAGACGCGGCCCGCUACAGCCACUUUGCUGGUCAACCAAAGUGGGAAAAGUCUGUGGUCACAUACAGGAUAGUUAACUACACACCAGACUUGAGUCAAGAGGAAGUGGAUUCCGCCAUAGACAAGGCUCUGAAAAUCUACAGCGACGUCAUUCCUCUGACUUUCAAGAAAAUCCCCAGUGGCACCGCUGACAUUAUGAUCUCUUUCAAGAGUGGAGACCAUGGAGACUUUGCUGCAUUUGAUGGGGUGAGUGGAGUGUUGGCCCAUGCAUUCUCCCCUGGAGAAGGCCACGGAGGUGACACCCACUUUGAUGAAGAUGAAACCUGGACUCUUACCUCAGCAGGAUCCAAUCUGUUCUUGGUGGCAGCCCACGAGUUUGGCCAUGCAAUGGGAAUGGCCCACUCUCAGGUGGAGACGGCCCUGAUGUAUCCCUUAUACACAUAUGAGAACACAGAUGGUUACAAGCUGCCCGAUGACGACAAACAGGGAGUACAAGCUAUCUAUGGAAUCCGACCCACAACAUCACCAACUGAAGAGACAACUCUACAGCCUACUAAAAGACCUGAGCCAAAACCAGAACCUGAACCAGACCCUGAACCUUCACCAGAUCCUGAACCUACACCAGAUCCCGAACCUUUACCAGACAGGUGCAGCAGGGACCUGGUUUUUGAUGCUGCAACCUCCAUUGGGAGAGGUCUUUACUUCUUCAAAGAUGGAUAUUUCUGGAAGAAGAGCAGCUCCUGGGACGGCAUCAUAAUGAAGCAAAUUCAGUCUGUCUGGCCUGAAAUCAGCCACGUUGAUGCUGCUUAUGAGUAUAAGAAUACUGUCGUUGUUUUUGAAGGGGACCAUUACUGGAAGAUCAGUGGAAACGCUGUCCAAGCUGGUUAUCCCAAACCUCUCAGAGACUUUGGCUUCCCUCCACAUGUCAAUAAGAUAGAUGCUGCAGUUCAUGAGCCAUUCACAGGCAAAACCCUCUUCUUUGUGAAAAGGAACAUAUGGCGCUAUAGUGAAAGUGGGGAAAGGAUGUAUUCUUCGAACCCAAGAUACAUAAAGGUAGAGGUGCCUGGGAUCACCCGUGUGGAUGCUGUUUUUGAGAACGAAGGUUACCUGUACUUUUCAUAUGGAUCCACACAGAUAGAAUACGACUACACGCGAAGACGAACCAUCCGCACUCUGUCAAACAGUGACUGGAUGGAUUGCGAAUAAAGAAACAACAACGCACAUGGUCAGCACGGCUGUAACGAUCCAUCACAUUCGUUUCACCGUACUGUCACAUUGAGACACACAUGUACACAAACAUUAAGUAUGCAACAAAGCAAUGGCCUGUACCAUUAACUCCUCACGAGUUAUUGUAGCAUCGAAGAAGAAAUCUGCUGCACACAAGUAGAAUAAUCAAAUAUUAUGAAAAAAUGUGUAAUGCUUUAAGCUUGUUUUUUUAGCUACUUUUUUGAUAUACAUCAAUAAACAUGAUUCACGAUUA